Messenger RNA from Lycium ferocissimum, 1069 nucleotides. RefSeq lists its product as uncharacterized. Lineage: Eukaryota; Viridiplantae; Streptophyta; Magnoliopsida; Solanales; Solanaceae. The coding region runs from base 179 to 613 and encodes 144 amino acids. Gene Ontology annotation, molecular function: structural constituent of ribosome. The transcript has 4 exons. Gene Ontology annotation, biological process: mitochondrial translation. Gene Ontology annotation, cellular component: mitochondrial large ribosomal subunit; mitochondrial ribosome. The record is from RefSeq and is a predicted model, not a curated record.
AUAAAAAUACUAAGAAACUAAAAAAUUAAAAUAAUUAAAAUACUAGUUGAGAGUAGGGUUAGGGAAGGGAAGAGAGAGAGAAAAAGAGAGAGGCGAAAUAGGAGUCGCUCCGACGGACUUCACAUUUUGGCAUUGAACUGCAAUCCGGCUUCAGCUCAACAGCAAUCUAGUUUCAGUCAUGCUAGCUGCUAGACUUUUCGGGAGGACAUUCUUGGCAGCGGCAGCAAAAUCAGAGAGCUCAGCCGCUGCAGCAGCUGCUUCAUCUGCUACAAGAGAAGCCCUUAAUCCACUUGUACAGUUCUUUGAAGUUGAUAGAACUGCAGAGGACGAUAAGCCUGUUGUCUAUGGUCGAGGUUGGAAGGCUUCUGAACUGCGACUGAAGUCUUGGGAUGAUCUUCAGAAGUUAUGGUAUGUUCUUCUGAAGGAGAAGAACAUGUUGAUGACUCAACGCCAGAUGCUUAAUGCUCAGAACCUGCGUUUUCCUAAUCCAGAGCGUAUGUCCAAGGUAAGGAAGUCGAUGUGCCGAAUCAAGCAUGUGCUUACUGAGAGAGCAAUUGAUGAAGCAGAUCCAAGGAGGUCAACUGAGAUGAAGAGGAUGAUAAAUGCUCUAUAAUUUCCAUACACUCAUUCGGUAGUAGUGUUUAUAUGCCCUUAUAAUGAGUAUUUGGAUUUACCUCUCCUCUUCUAUUAGCCCACAUGUAGGAAAGUCACUUUUUUGUGUUUUGUUCAUGAAUUGACAAAUUUCGUCUCUACACAACUGUCCUGACAUUUAUGAUGGCAAGCUCUGUGAACUAGUUCAGUAGGAUGUUAUGGAGAUGGCAAUUUUGUUUAAAAGAUUGGAUGCUGAAAAUAGAAACCAAAGCUGUGUAUGUCUGUGUGGGUGGGUUUGUUUGUUGAUACAUGCUUGUGAAAUAGUGCCACUCUAGUUAACGGAGGUACCUUAAUUAGUUUGGUAAGGUACUAGUGAAAAUGUUAUUGCUGUAAUUAAAGGGUGUGCAACAACACAUGUUUGGGGAGCUGCUCUAGCUGAUAUUUACCUCAUUCAAUGGCACAUCCUACGUUGCUUGCC